Molecule: messenger RNA, 2011 nt
Organism: Hylaeus volcanicus
Lineage: Eukaryota; Metazoa; Arthropoda; Insecta; Hymenoptera; Colletidae
Gene: Ts
Product: thymidylate synthase
Exons: 4
Coding region: 104-1069 (321 amino acids)
Biological process (GO): dTMP biosynthetic process
Cellular component (GO): cytosol; mitochondrion
Molecular function (GO): thymidylate synthase activity
Source: RefSeq, a predicted model, not a curated record
AUCUCUUUUCGCGCCAUAUUUCUCGAAAGUGUCAUUAAAAUUUACAAACAACGUUUAUUAUUUGUUUAUUAUCCGAUCUCUAUUUUUAGUUUCCUUGCAAACCAUGAACAACGAUGAUUUAAUUUCAUCGAAUGGCUGUACCGAAGAAUUGAAUAACAAAACGAAAGAAAAAAAUGGAACGACUCACGUUGAAAGUGAAAAACCGCACGAGGAAUACCAGUAUUUAGAUUUAAUUAGGAAAAUCAUUAAUGAGGGAGCGAACAGAAGUGACCGUACUGGCGUGGGCACGCUGUCCCUUUUUGGAACUCAAAUGCGUUUUAGUUUAAGAGACAAUACAUUUCCAUUAAUAACUACCAAGCGGGUGUUUUGGAGAGGAGUUGUAGAAGAAUUGUUAUGGUUUAUAAAGGGAUCAACGAAUGCUAAAGAACUCUCAGAGAAAAAUGUUCAUAUUUGGGAUGCCAACAGCUCUCGCGCGUUCUUAGAUUCUUGUGGCCUCACCGAUAGAGAAGAAGGAGAUUUAGGACCAGUUUAUGGAUUUCAGUGGAGACACUUUGGUGCAAAAUACACAAACAUGCGCGCCGAUUACAAAGAACAAGGCAUCGAUCAAUUACAAGACGUAAUACACCAAAUAAAAAAUUCUCCCGAUAGCAGGAGAAUAAUAAUGUCUGCGUGGAACCCAACCGACAUUCCACAAAUGGCCUUACCUCCUUGCCAUUGUCUUGUACAAUUCUAUGUAAACAAAGACGAACUGUCCUGUCAGCUUUAUCAAAGAAGCGCAGAUAUGGGUCUCGGAGUGCCAUUCAACAUAGCAUCCUACUCUCUGUUGACUUGUAUGUUGGCUCAUAUCACAAACUUAAAGCCAGGUGAAUUUGUACAUACAAUGGGCGACUGUCACGUGUACCUUAAUCAUGUAUCCGCGCUCAAGGAACAACUAAAACGCACACCGAAACCAUUCCCACGUUUAAAGAUAGUUAGGAACGUUCAGAACGUCGACGAUUUCGUAGCGGAGGAUUUUGAACUGCUUGGGUACGAACCGCAUGGAAAACUCUCGAUGGCGAUGGCUGUUUAAGAGCAAGUUAAGACAUUUAAGCAAACGUAGAUUACGUCGACGCGUUAUACGUUUUCUUUAACAAAAAACAAAAAAAAAAAAAAAAAAAAAUUUUAACCGUUGAGAAAGUAAGUAUACCAUUUGAAUUGGCGAAUUAAUGAAAUUCACUGUGUAUUAUAAUUUCUAACUGUAUCUAUACUUUAUUUCCUAAUAAAAAUUAUGUUUUUAAUAAACUCGUAUCUUAGUAAUUGUACGUGUAUGUGUUUGUGUGUCGUGUGUGUAUGUGUAGGAUGUUCUACUACUGGUUUGAGAAAUGUUGGGUGACUCUGUAAGCUGUAACACGAUGUGAAAUCAUGAAAAUUCCUGCAACACUCUCAGCGAUUAAUAACUUUGGAACUAAACCCUCAACAUAAUAAUUUUUUUCCUGCGACCUGUGAACUUUCUCAUUCCAGUAGCUUAACAUCCUGUAUAUACGUAUGCAUAUAUGUAUAAUAUACAUAUGUGUACAUAUAUGUACGUAUAUAGGUUCUCUCAUUUUAACUUGGUCUUUGUAAUAACUCGAAAACAUGGAAUUUUAGCAAAAAAAAAUGUUUCAGACAAAAGUUUUAUGGUUCAGAGGGGACCAGAAAUGAUCAAUUCGACUCUACUUGUAAUAUUUCUUCAUGGCGGCCAUUGUUUUUUAAAUGGAAGUAGAUUUUUUGGUCCAAUGCAAAUUGUAGCUGGUAUCGAGAUGAAGACAAUGGUUCUUGUUUUUGUUUUUUAUUCGGAUCUGUUUUGUUAUUUUUCAAAUUCAAUGUGUAUGUGUGUGUGUGUGUGUAGCAGAAAUAAGGAUUCUGUUGCGUGUGUGUGACACGUGCACACAAAUUGAAUUUAAAAAAUAACAAACUUUAAAUCGCUGUAACACAGUCAAAAAUAAUCCAAAUGAAAAAAAAAAAGUCGACUUUGAUUUUUGAAAAAUGGGCG